Messenger RNA from Thunnus maccoyii (southern bluefin tuna), 1228 nucleotides. RefSeq lists its product as uncharacterized. The coding region runs from base 79 to 1200 and encodes 373 amino acids. Lineage: Eukaryota; Metazoa; Chordata; Actinopteri; Scombriformes; Scombridae. The transcript is spliced from 6 exons. The record is from RefSeq and is a predicted model, not a curated record.
CUUCAUGACGACCCAUCCAAUAUUGGCCUCGCAGAUGACAGUUAUGUUGAGGAACAAUAUGGGAAGACGUACAGGUGGAUGUUGCACAGAGACACUUGGUCACUAGAGUUCACCCCUAAGGGCAACUCAGAGGCCACAGUCUUGUGGACACGUCAUGUUGAGAGGGGGAUGAAUCCCAAGUAUCCACCCAUAGAGCGCAAGCCGCUGAAGAGGAUAGUAGAUCUCCAUUGGGGGGUUGUAUAUUACUACUAUGAGCAGAAUUAUUUAACCCAGGAAGACAGCGGCCUCUACACAAUGAGAGACAAAGAUAAGAAACUGCUGCAUAAUGUGACCAUUGAAGUAAUAGCAAACAAAAGGUCCUAUGAGCGGAGUCCUGGAGAAAGCUUCAACUUCACUUUUGAUCUUAAACCGAACUCCUGCAACAUUUACUUCAUCCCAGAAAGUCACCCCAACCUGAAAGGGUUUGAGACUGAGAUAGUUCGUCAAGGCAGGCAGGAGAGGAAGGGCUCGGAUGAAGUUAAAUGCGUUGGGUUUCAGCUGUCAGAGCCAUGUGGGAUUUUGAUUGAGAGACUCCAAAGUUCAUGUGGUGGACGCUUUGAGGUCAAAGAUCACAGUGACAACAUGGCCUUGGUGGUGUCACUGAAAAUGAAGACAAACACGAGGUCCUAUGAACGGAGUCCUGGAGAAAGGCUUGACUUCACUUUUGAUCUGGAACCGAACUCCUGCAACAUUUACUUCUUCCCAGGAAGUGACCUUAAACUGAAAGCAUUAGAGACUGAGAUAGUUCGUCAAGGCAGGCUAGAGAGGAAGGACUUGAAUGAAGUUAAUUGCGGUGGGUUUCAGCUGUCAAAGCCAUGUGGAAUUUUGAUUGAGAGCCUCCAAAGUUCAUGUGGUGGACACUUCGAGGUCAGAGAUCAGAAUGGCCACAAGGCCUUGGUGGCAUCACUGAAAAUGAAGCGUAGGGUAAAACGUAAGGCAAGGAUGACCCCCAGAGCAUUCGGAAAUCACGGUGAACCUUCUCACAUUGCUUUUGCUUUUGGAGUUUUUCUGCUUGUGGCGUUUUUCUGCAUUUGCGUGAAGACCUGCUGUGAGGAAUGCUGCAGCAAAGAGGAUCAUUCUGAGACUGAAGCAAUGGCUGCAUCUGCACCUGAGGUACAUGAUCCUACUGACGAUAUGCCACCUUCUUAUUCUGAGGUAUGACUUGCUGCACUUGUUAGUCUGAGCAUGC